GUUAGUUCUUCCGUCACGGAGAUAAGAGAACCCAGAGAUAAGGCAUUCACUUAGAUUUCACAUUACUGCGCUGGACGCCAUGUUUUUGUGUCUAGGAGUAUUUCUAGCUGGUCUAGUGGUAAUAGCCGAGGGCUCAGUAUGUGCCACCUCCUAUAAAGGAGCCUGUAUCGAUAUUUUCAGUACAUGUCCAAGUGGCUACGUACAAAGUUAUAGUCACUGUGGUUUCUUAGAACUUUGUUGUUAUCAACAACAUUCUACAAGUACUGGAACCGGAACCGGAACUGGAACUGGUACCGGAAGUCAUACCGGAACCGGAACCGGAAGUCACCAAACGAGUAGCGGAGCUCAAUGUGGAAUACCUGAUGUAACAAGUCAUCGAAUUGUUGGCGGAACUGUCGCAACUGCGCAUGCUUACCCAUGGCAGGUAUCACUACGAUAUGGGAGUCAUCACAUGUGUGGAGGAACUAUUAUCGACAGUCAGUGGAUUCUAACAGCGGCUCAUUGUUUCGAAGACACCACCCACUCUUACUGGACCGUAGCAACUGGUAUCCACGAUAGAGGUCACAUCUACCGAAGCCAGGUACAUAACGUACGAAAUGUAAUCGUUCACACAGGCUACAGCUCACGAAGUAACCAUAACGAUAUUGCACUCAUCAAGUUAGAUAAACCUCUUGACCUUACUGAUUCUACAACCAAGGCCGCUUGUCUCCCUAACAAACAGGAAGAUUUUGACGGACUGGUUUGUACAGUAACCGGAUGGGGAGCUCUUCACACAGAUGGUCCAGGAACUAGAUUAUUAAAUGAAGUUGAUGUCCCAAUCAUGGACAGUAACAGAUGCAAAUAUUACCUUGGCAACGUUAUUUACGGAAGUAACAUUUGUGCUGGAUAUAACCAAGGUGGCAGAGACGCUUGUCAGGGAGAUUCUGGUGGACCUCUUGUUUGUAAGAAGGACAGUGUCUACAAAAUAACGGGAGUCGUCUCGUGGGGAUAUGGAUGUGCCAAGAGGCAUGCGCCAGGAGUGUACACUAGAGUAUCCUCCUUCAUUGAUUGGAUCAACACAAAUAAAGCAAGACAUCCAUAAACAGAACAGAUAAUAUAGGAACUGAAAAUAAAUAUUUUUAAUAA
Mytilus trossulus (common blue mussel) is the source of this 1125-nucleotide messenger RNA. Its product is annotated as transmembrane protease serine 3-like. Gene Ontology annotation, molecular function: serine-type endopeptidase activity. The transcript is spliced from 7 exons. Gene Ontology annotation, biological process: proteolysis. NCBI's taxonomy places the organism in Eukaryota, Metazoa, Mollusca, Bivalvia, Mytilida, Mytilidae. The record is from RefSeq and is a predicted model, not a curated record. Bases 80 to 1081 code for a protein of 333 amino acids.